CACCGGGCACAGACUGAAGAAGACGGCUCCCAUCCGCCCCGGGUCCCUGUCCACUGACAGCAGCUGCCGUCUGUAGCCCCAGCCCAGGGGACCCUUUUAAAACAAACUAAACAUUAUGUACUUUAGCCAGAGAAGUUUGCAGAUUUGUCUGUUGACAAGAAUUCCAUAAAAGCCCCACACUUCCCAGCUGAGAUCCAUUUUCCAUUGCGUCCAGUUUGGUCCAGCCUAGGUUCAAGGCCUCCUGAGCAGCCUUUCAUCUCUGCAUUUUCUGCGUGUGUGUGUGUGUAUGAGUAACUCGGAGCCUUGGGAGGAGACCUCACCCACGAAAGGGUGUUUCUAGCCAGCCAGCUGCAGCCCAGGGUGUUUUGCCUGCGUGCCUGUAUGUCUGCACUACAUGUGCGCCUGGUGUCCUUGGAAGUCAGAAGACAGCAUCAGAUUCCCCUGGAACUGGAAUUACGUACAACUGUGCUGGUAAGGGCCCAAGCCACCGCCUCUCACACGCUCACUGUGCUAAGGUCCUGGAACCAUGUUUGGAAAGAAGAAGAAGCGAGUGGAGAUCUCAGCCCCAUCCAACUUCGAGCACCGCGUGCACACGGGCUUCGACCAGCAUGAGCAGAAGUUCACAGGGCUGCCCCGCCAGUGGCAGAGCCUGAUUGAGGAGUCAGCGCGCCGACCCAAGCCCCUCAUCGACCCCGCCUGCAUCACCUCCAUCCACCCUGGAGCCCCCAAGACCAUCGUAAGGGGUAGCAAAGGCGCCAAGGAUGGGGCCCUCACACUGCUGCUGGACGAAUUUGAGAACAUGUCGGUGACGCGCUCCAACUCCCUGCGCAGAGACAGCCCACCUCUGCCCGCCCGCGCCCACCAGGAGAACGGAACGCUGGAGGAGCGGCCGGCCCCGGCCAGAAUGGGCCCUGACAAGGCUGCAGGCAGAGGCCGGGCCACAGGCCACAGCGAGGCAGGCAGUGGUGACAGGCGGCGGGCGGGGCCAGAGAAGAGGCCCAAGUCUUCAAGGGAGGGCCCAGGAGGGCCGCAGGAGGCGUCCCGAGACAAACGUCCCCUCUCCGGGCCUGAUGUCAGCACCCCCCAACCGGCCAGUCUGGCCAGUGGGUCAAAACUAGCAGCUGGCAGGCCCUUUAACACGUACCCUCGGGCUGACACGGACCACCCGCCGCGGGGUGCCCAGGGGGAGCCACACAGCAUGGCACCUAACGGGCCGUCAGCAGCAGGCCUGGUCGCCCCUCAGUCCUCCUCGUCCCGGCCUCCUGCUCGAGCCCGCGGCGCGCCCAGCCCAGGAGUGCUGGGGCCCCAUGCCUCUGAGCCCCAGCUGGCCCCCCCGGCGCGGGCCCUUGCUGCCCCCGCUGGCCCCCCUGCUCCCGGGCCUCCCGGGCCCCGCUCCCCACAGCGGGAGCCCCAGCGCGUCUCCCACGAGCAGUUCCGGGCCGCGCUGCAGCUGGUGGUGGACCCCGGGGACCCGCGCUCCUACCUGGACAACUUCAUCAAGAUCGGCGAGGGCUCCACGGGCAUCGUGUGCAUAGCCACCGUGCGCAGCUCGGGCAAGCUGGUGGCCGUCAAGAAGAUGGACCUGCGCAAGCAGCAGAGGCGGGAGCUGCUCUUCAACGAGGUGGUGAUCAUGCGGGACUACCGGCACGAGAACGUGGUGGAGAUGUACAACAGCUACCUGGUGGGCGACGAGCUCUGGGUGGUCAUGGAGUUCCUGGAGGGGGGCGCCCUCACCGACAUCGUCACCCACACCAGGAUGAACGAGGAACAGAUUGCCGCCGUGUGCCUGGCUGUGCUGCAGGCGCUGUCGGUGCUUCACGCCCAGGGCGUCAUCCACCGAGACAUCAAGAGUGACUCCAUCUUGCUGACCCACGAUGGCCGGGUGAAGCUGUCAGACUUCGGGUUCUGUGCCCAGGUGAGCAAGGAGGUGCCUCGGAGGAAGUCGCUGGUGGGCACACCCUACUGGAUGGCCCCGGAGCUCAUCUCCCGCCUUCCCUAUGGGCCAGAGGUGGACAUCUGGUCUCUGGGGGUGAUGGUGAUUGAGAUGGUAGACGGGGAGCCCCCCUAUUUCAACGAGCCACCCCUCAAAGCCAUGAAGAUGAUCCGGGACAACCUGCCGCCCCGACUGAAGAACCUGCACAAGGCAUCACCGUCUCUGAAGGGCUUCCUGGACCGCCUGCUGGUGCGCGACCCAGCCCAGCGGGCCACAGCUGCCGAGCUGCUGAAGCACCCCUUCCUCACCAAGGCCGGGCCCCCCGCCAGCAUUGUGCCCCUCAUGCGCCAGCACCGAAACCGAUGAGCCUGAGCUGGGUCCUGAACCAAAGAGCCCCGGGCCACCCUGCCCGGCCGCAGCCAGGAGAGGGCCAGCCGGCCCCCACAGCCCAUGAGACACUCUGGGGCGCCGCCAUCACUGUGCUGGGGGCUUCAUGGACCCAACUGCUGAACUCUGGUUCUGCUCCCGUGACUUGUAAAACAACGCCGGGACAUGUGGGAGCAAGUGGGGCUCCCGGGUCCCUCACCCUCCAGGACAGGCCCCUCCCCUGUGCUCCAUCCACAGGAGAGAGGGUGGCUGCCUCAUCACUGGAAAAUCUGUAUCAGGGGCCACUGGGGCAGAGAUGAUACUCCAGGGUGUGUGUGGAGAGAGCGAGUGUGCACCAAGAAAGUCCAGCUCCUCUGUCCUCAGCCUGCAAGUGGGCAUCUCAGGCCUUGGCUGCUGCCCAGCCCCUGACCCUGAGCCAUUGAAGGGUCAGUCAUGAAUGUCUGAAGAGUGGCCUUUUCCCAGAGUCCCACCGUCUCUCCACAGGAGAGAUCUGGGGCCCCCCCUCCCCGACCUCUGCAGCAAAUGACUACUGCACUGGACAGCUCCGUUUUCUAGAAGUCUAUUUAUAUUGUCAUUUUAUAACACUAGCUGUGUCUCAGCCUGGGGAUGGGCGACCCCUGACCUGUGGGGUGGCCCAGGGACAGAGCCGCUUUGAAGAAUUGGGCUUCUGUCCCCCACCCUGCCGCCAAUCCUUCAAGUUAGUUUUACAAUUAAAACACUUUUUUGUUU
Meriones unguiculatus (Mongolian gerbil) is the source of this 3049-nucleotide messenger RNA. RefSeq names its product p21 (RAC1) activated kinase 4 (gene Pak4). The transcript is spliced from 11 exons. Gene Ontology annotation, cellular component: cytoplasm. Bases 527 to 2299 code for a protein of 590 amino acids. Lineage: Eukaryota; Metazoa; Chordata; Mammalia; Rodentia; Muridae. The record is from RefSeq and is a predicted model, not a curated record. Gene Ontology annotation, biological process: regulation of MAPK cascade; protein phosphorylation; intracellular signal transduction. Gene Ontology annotation, molecular function: protein serine/threonine kinase activity; ATP binding.